Funneliformis geosporum is the source of this 406-nucleotide messenger RNA. Lineage: Eukaryota; Fungi; Glomeromycota; Glomeromycetes; Glomerales; Glomeraceae. The record is from the annotation of a GenBank genome assembly.
UUAAAAAUGCUCAAGAACAAUGGAAAAUCAAUUUUCCUCGACAGGUGCAAACGGAUCAGUCACAAACAAACAUUGCUGUUCCGAAUGUUGUACAUCCACUUGGACCAGUAAACUUGAGUGAAUUACCUGUAGAAAUUUCACAAAAAAUAGCAAUUAUGCGAGAGAUUAUUACUAAAUUUAAAAGUAAUACAUUGAGCAGAGUUUCGCACCUUCAACACGGCACAGAAAAUUUGCUAAAAACCCACAUUACUCAACUCAAAGAAGAAACUGAACUUCUUGAUUCACUUGUUGAAGUAAGAGAUAAUAUCAAGAUAUGUAAAAGCUUGGCUUUAGAUGCGUGUCAAGAUAACGCGAUAGCAUUUAAAUUUAUUAUAAAACAGACCGAAAGUUUUGGAAAACAGCUUGG